UUACGUCAAUCACGGUUACAUCAUAGUGGAAAGAUAUAUAUACUUAGUUGAUAACGUUCUUGUGCGCAGUGCGAGAACAGACCUUCAAAACGGCAGACCAGAGUGGAGGAGUCUGUACAGAAAUCCAACACAAGUAUCAGCUGAUGUAUGUUAUAUAAAAAAAAUAUAUAGCAUGCUUGCUUGACAACAGGUUAUAUUUUGUUGAAAUUUUUGGAAACUCUCAAGUUAAAGUUGCGGAAUCGUGAAGAAAAUCCACACUUGAGGAUUAUAUGUUAAUCUGACUUGCACGCAAUCGUCCAAUAUAUAUCCAGAAUAUAUAAAAUAGUACAGUCAAAACAAUGGAAAGCGUACAUCCAUUGCACGAAGCACUGGAACCGCUGGCCUGGCUAAAGGGAACGUGGAGAACGGAGAAUCUGGGCCACGGCAAAUACCCGACGGUGAAAGACUUUAGCUAUUACGACGAGCUGAGCUUCGCGUCUGUCGGGCAACCCAUGUUCAAUUUUACCGCGCAGAGCUUUUCCUCGGAUUUGAAGAAGCCGAUGCAUCGGGAAACGGGCUUCCUGAGAGUGACCCCGGGAACUAAUCAACUAACCUUUAUCGUGGCACAUAUGCCGUUUGGUAUGGCAUCCAUCGAGUAUGGCGAGAUAACCGACAAGAGUAUCAAUUUGAACGGCACUGUAAUUAGUGAAAAAGAGGCAACGUGGCCCCGUAUAACACAGAUACGCAGGGAAUUUACACUCCACGAUAAUUGUCUGGAGUAUGUGUUUUACAUGGCGACGUCGAAAACCCCAGAGCUGACCGAACAUUUACGGGGAAAGUACGUGAAAGUGAGCGAGGAGGCAUAAAGGGAACGUGAAAUGCGUAUUAAGUGAUUGGAUUUUACUACAGGUAUACGUUUACGAUUUUACUGUUACUUCAUUUUUUGUUAUUAAAUAUUGUAAUUUUGUAAGCGCCAUGCGUGAAUAAAAUUUAGAGGGGUACGCAGAA
Molecule: messenger RNA, 987 nt
Organism: Wasmannia auropunctata (little fire ant)
Lineage: Eukaryota; Metazoa; Arthropoda; Insecta; Hymenoptera; Formicidae
Product: THAP domain-containing protein 4-like
Exons: 4
Coding region: 339-845 (168 amino acids)
Source: RefSeq, a predicted model, not a curated record